UUUACCUACGUAGCUGCCCACCCAUUCUUUUGCUACCCACCACUCGAUCCACACACAAAUUUGGAAGCAAUAAUAAUAAUACCCAUCAAGUAAUGGAAGUGAUUGAAGAUAUCCGGGUUUUGGGUCUGGAUGAAAAUUGAGAUCUUGAUUGCAAUUUGCUUGUUUUGUGCUACCCCCAAUAUUGAAGUGUAUUUAGAUCUGCUGUUGUUAUAUGUGCAUUCAUUAAUAAUUGUUUUCUUAGAUACCCUUAAUUAUAGUCGAUCGGGGUUUCUCGUAUUUCAUCUUUUGUGGGUUCAUUCUACCAACAAUGUGGAGGUUCAAGCCAUUUUUGCAAAAAGAGCCUGCAGGGCUCGAGGGCCGAACCCUUGACGUUGCCAAUCUUAAACUUCAUGUUCGGAAUGUUAUUGCCGAGGGUGGCUUCUCUUGUGUCUACUUAGCUAAGGAUGCUCUACAUGCUUCAAAGCAGUAUGCUUUGAAGCACAUCAUAUGCAAUGAUCAAGAGUCAUUGGAGUUGGUUGUCAAGGAGAUCAGUGUGUUGAAAUCACUUCAAGGACACCCGAACGUCAUCACACUUUAUGCGCAUACGAUCUUGGAUAUGGGAAGGACCAAGGAAGCCCUUCUUGUCAUGGAAUUUUGUGAUAAAUCUCUUGUUAAUUGCUUAGAAACCAGAGGAACUGCCUAUUUUGAGGAGAAACAGAUUCUUAACAUUUUCUUGCAUAUCUGCAAUGCAGUCUUUGCAAUGCAUUGCCAGUCCCCGCCAAUUGCUCACAGGGACUUGAAAGCUGAGAACAUUCUGUUGGGUUCUGAUGGAUUAUGGAAGUUGUGUGAUUUCGGGAGCACAUCAACCAAUCACAAGCGUCUUGAGAAGCCUGAAGAAAUGGGUAUAGAAGAAGACAAUAUCAGGAAGCACACCACACCUGCCUAUAGAGCCCCUGAGAUGUGGGAUCUGUUCCGGAGAGAACUUAUAAAUGAAAAGGUGGAUAUAUGGGCCCUUGGGUGUCUCCUCUUUCGAAUUUGCUACUUCAAGAAUGCAUUCGACGGUGAAUCAAAGUUACAAAUCUUAAAUGGGAACUACCGGAUUCCAGAUUUACCAAAAUACAGCUCUUCAAUUACAAACCUAAUUAAAGACAUGCUUCAAGCAUCACCUGUUGACAGACCUGACAUCACACAGGUCUGGUUUCGUGUUAAUGAGCAGUUGCCUGCUGCUCUACAGAAGUCUUUACCUGAUCGGCCACCUGAAAUGCCAUCUACUGAAGCAGGUGUUCCAAGGUCUUCAAAUAGAUCACCUCAGAUGCCUUCUAGAAGCCCCCCAUCCCCUCCAGUUGGGGAACCAGCUAAAACCUCACCACAGCCUGGCUUAAGGGCAAGUGGCGGACAGCUUGGUGCUUUUUGGUCUACUCAGCAUGCAAAGGACGCAGAUGUUGCUGAAGAGAAGAGCAGACCCAAAUAUGACGAAGAUCCGACCAGCUAUAGCUCAGUUAAACAUAAGAGGAGUCCUAUAAGAGGGGAAACUGUACAAACACAUUCUCCUGCUCGAAGUAUGCCUGAUAAAUCACACAAGCCUGAAGAUGGCCUUAGUAAAGACAUUGAAAUUAAUUUUUUUGAGAACAAGGAUACCACCACUUCUUUUCAAGAUGAGGCGUUUAACACCUUUGUUGCUGAAUUUGAUAGUAAUAAGAUCAGUUCUGGAAUUAUUAAUAAAAAUACUGGAAAAGAAAAAGCAUUGGAGGCUGAAAUAGUGAGGCUGAAAGAACAGCUAAAACAAUCCAACUUGGAGAAGGCUGAGAUGACCAUGAAAUUUGAAAAGUUAUCUGCAAUUUGUCGUUCUCAGCGGCAGGAAAUACAGGAGCUCAAGCAAACUCUAGCUGCUAGAACUCCAUCUCCUAAUAAAAGUACUUCAAGAUAUCAUAACUCACCGGGAAGUCUGGGAGAGAAGGUUGAAGGAACAUUUUCGGAAUUCACACAAGAAAAAGCUGGUAACUGGAAAACUGCUAGCCCAGAAGCAAAGCCAUGGCAGGCUUUUCCAGAGGAUGCCAAACCGCAGCAGCAGCAACCUCUUUCAAAGGAUAAUGUCCAGUCAGUUAGAACUAGAAAUGGUCACUCAAACAUGCAUGCUGCUCAAGCAACUUUUGGUAUGGAAACAUGGGGUUUUGGUGCAGAUAACUUUACAGCUGCCCCUACGGCCAGCUCCCAGAGAUUAAAAUCAAUGAUAAAUGAAGGAAGUAGUUCCCAACGCGAAUCAAAAAUAAAGGAGAGUAAUCCAGUUUCCCAACCUGCUGGGUGGGCUGGUUUCUGAUGUAGUUACCAUGUGGAGUUAAAUAUAUGAGGAGUAGUCUGUCCUCACAUUGACAAAUUUAAUACUUGUGGUUGGGAAAUAUGAGAGGAAAGAAGAGAGAUUGAAUAAUUACGUGACUUGCCAGGCUUGUUUCCUGCUAUUGUUUGUCUUGUCUGUGUGCAGUUGAACAUUUGCACAUUUCUCUGGGCUAAGCAGCAAAUACAAAAUGUAUACUUGUUUUA
Molecule: messenger RNA, 2517 nt
Organism: Gossypium raimondii (Peruvian cotton)
Lineage: Eukaryota; Viridiplantae; Streptophyta; Magnoliopsida; Malvales; Malvaceae
Exons: 8
Coding region: 308-2296 (662 amino acids)
Biological process (GO): protein phosphorylation
Cellular component (GO): cytoplasm
Molecular function (GO): protein serine/threonine kinase activity; ATP binding
Source: RefSeq, a predicted model, not a curated record